Molecule: messenger RNA, 318 nt
Organism: Cetraspora pellucida
Lineage: Eukaryota; Fungi; Glomeromycota; Glomeromycetes; Diversisporales; Gigasporaceae
Source: the annotation of a GenBank genome assembly
GCUAUUUGUGAUUCUCUUUUGAAAUAUUGGGGCAAUCCGAAACAUUCUAGUCUUUUAGCUACUUUGUUAGACCCAAGGCUCAAAAAAAUAUGUCCUAUGUCUAGUCGUCUACGAGAAACAGCAAUAAGAGUAUGCCGUCAAGAACUCGACAAUAUUACUGAUACAAUACCUAUUCAAACCGCUUCUUCCAAUGUAACUUCAACUAAUCAAGUUAAUAAAUUAAAUUUAUCUAAGAAAUAUGAUGCAAUAAUUAAUACUAUUAAAGAAAUGCCUGAAUUCAUUCUUAAAUUAGUAUUAUCUCUUUUACAUACUAUAUGA